Aspergillus mulundensis is the source of this 1548-nucleotide messenger RNA. RefSeq names its product RTC4 family protein. Lineage: Eukaryota; Fungi; Ascomycota; Eurotiomycetes; Eurotiales; Aspergillaceae. Bases 1 to 1548 code for a protein of 515 amino acids. The transcript has 2 exons. The record is from RefSeq and is a predicted model, not a curated record.
AUGCCUAGCCUACGACCUAAAGCGAAGCGGCAACAACUGAAAGCCGAGCCCGAAGACGAGAGCCCUCUGUCAAGCUCCGGGGUCGAAGAAAGCGACUGGGAAACACCUCGGAAGAAGCGAAAGGUUAACUCGGCAAGAAGAUCAAUAAAAAGUGAACAGAAGUCGAAGCCGGUAAAGGUGGAAACUGAAGAGGAUAUCUAUGCUUUACCCAUCGGUACGAGUGACGAGGAGGGCCUUUUUUCAGAUGUCGAACUGAGCGAUGGACUGGAGACACCGAAGACUCGGGUAAAGGCAGAGCCUGAACAGACUUUGAGGUUGGAAGAGAAGCUUCAAGCAAUUAAGGACGAGGAGAAGGAUGUUAAAUUGGAAAAGGGUAUCAAAGUUGAAAAGGACAUCAAGUUUGAGAAGGGUAUCAAAUCGGACAAGGAUAUCAAGGUUGAGAGGGACAUCAAACUCGAGAAGGACAUCAAAUCGCCACCGAGCUCGAGCCUCAAGCGCUCAUCGCAGAAGAUGCUUGGUUCCGGCGACAUCAAAGAGGAGAUGUUUGAUAUGUGGUCACAACCGAACAUCAAGAAGCGGCGCAGCGUUACUUUUGGGCGUCGCAAGACGCUGGACUCGAGCAUGACCGAGUCACACCCUCCUUCGAGCGCACCACCGCCAAAAUCCUCUUUGACUUCGGUUGAGCCAGAGCCAGAGAGCUCUGAUGACGAGUGGAAGGGGAAGCUGAACAGGGAGUUCAAAGUCCCUCUCGAAUUUGAUCCUGAUAACCUACCCAGCCCUUCGCCACCCCGAGAGAUAGCUGACUCGGAAGACGAAACAAUGUCUCCGCUCAGCUCCGCACCCAGUUUUGAUUCCGCCGACUUUCCGUUGAAAGAGGAGGAGAUCUCCGAACGCAAGUUCAAUCCAGCGGAUUACCUUUGCCCCAUGUGCAGAGCACCGGUAGACCCAGGGGCUUUGCUCAUGUUCCGAGCUCAGCCCAGGCAGCGUAUUCGAGACCAACGCAAAUUCUGCGAGUCACAUAAACUAUCAACAGCAGAGCAGGAUUGGAAGAACGCUGGAUACCCAACUAUCGACUGGGACAAGUUUGAUAACCGCAUCGAGUCCCAUUUUACCGAGAUAGAGAAACUGCUGGUCCCGGAAACUCCGUCAUACUACCGAAACUACCUCCAAUCAAUGCUGAAAGAUGGCAAGGCGAGGAACUUUGUACUCACACUGGAGGGCGAUGCGUUGGAGGUUUUGUCCUGCGGUUAUUAUGGGACUCGCGGGGCCGAGAAGAUGCUUCAUAGACUAACCACACGCUAUUCCCGCAAGCUUCGCCGCCUAGCGACAGAAGACCAUAUCGUGAAAAAAGCAGGGGUUGUUGGAUACACUCAGGCCGUGCUAGUCCCAGAACUAGCCCUCCGAUUGAUCAAGGAGGACAUGGGUGUCGAUGACGCUUCCGCGCGCAAGAUUAUGCGCGACAGCAUUGAUAUCGGUGAAAAGAUGAACCCCGCUCCAAAUGAUUUUGUGCCGGUUGGGGAGAACGAAGGGAGCGGGCUCUUUAACUAG